Messenger RNA from Calypte anna (Anna's hummingbird), 1169 nucleotides. RefSeq names its product LIM homeobox transcription factor 1-beta-like. Lineage: Eukaryota; Metazoa; Chordata; Aves; Apodiformes; Trochilidae. Gene Ontology annotation, biological process: regulation of transcription by RNA polymerase II; neuron differentiation. Bases 21 to 1169 code for a protein of 382 amino acids. The record is from RefSeq and is a predicted model, not a curated record. The transcript is spliced from 7 exons. Gene Ontology annotation, cellular component: nucleus. Gene Ontology annotation, molecular function: RNA polymerase II transcription regulatory region sequence-specific DNA binding; DNA-binding transcription factor activity, RNA polymerase II-specific.
CGCAGCCCCUCCUCACCGGGAUGAAGACGGAAGAGGCUCCGUCCUGCUUGCAGGAGGCGACGCCGCUCCUGGGAUUCGAUCCCGAGGCCAAGAUGCGGGAGGUUUGUGCUGGUUGUGACUCCCCCAUUUCUGACCGGUUCCUCCUGAGGGUCAACGAAUGUUCCUGGCACGAGGGGUGUGUGAAAUGCACCAUUUGCCUCCAGUCCCUUACUGGGAGCUGUUACUGGCGCAACCGGCAGCUCUACUGCAAGCACGACUACGAGAAGCUCUUCCAGACCAAGUGCAGCAGCUGCUUGAAGACCAUCACCCCUUCAGAGCUGAUCAUGAAGGUCCUGGAGAACGUUUACCACGUCCACUGCUUCUCCUGCUGCGAGUGUGAGCGGAGCCUCCAGCCAGGAGAUGAAUUUGUCCUCAAGGAGGGGCAGCUCCUCUGCCGCAGCGACUACGAGAAGGAGAAGGAGAUGUUGAGUGCCAUCAGCCCAGCACCCACCGAGUCGGUGAAAAGUGAGGAAGAGGAUGGCAGCCAAUCCCAUGGAAAAGGAAGUGAGGAAAACAAGGAUCAGAAACGCUCCAAACGCCCUCGGACCAUCCUGACCACCCAGCAGCGCCGGGCCUUCAAAGCUUCCUUUGAGGUCUCCUCCAAACCUUGCAGAAAGGUAAGAGAGACCCUGGCAGCCGAGACGGGGUUGACGGUGCGGGUGGUGCAGGUUUGGUUCCAGAACCAAAGAGCCAAGAUGAAGAAAAUCGCCCGGAGGCAGCAGCAGCAGCAGCAGCAGCAGCAGGACCAGGAGCAGCUGGGACCCCCCAGGCUGGGGACAGGGAGGGGGACAGGACGGAGCAGCAGGCAGAGCAACGAUGACAGCGAAGGUGCUUUUGUCAUCUGCUGGACCCCAGGUCAAGUCGUGCUCCUCCUGGAUGGCCUGGGCUGCAAAAGCUGCAAUGUUUUAGCAGUGGAGAAAUACGUCCUCUUGUUGGCCGAGAUCAACUCCUUGAUCAACGCCAUCGUCUACUCCUACAGGGACAACGAGAUGAGAAGCACAUUCCGGAGGAUCCUCUGCUUCCUCUGCUACAGGAAUUCCAAAUACACCCCCACGGUGGUCAAGUUGAACACCAUGGACAGGAGGACACUCUCCCAAAAUGGGCAUUUCACAGUGGAUUCCUCUAUUUAG